AUGGACGGUCUAGCCCCGGAAUCGAGGAUCUUUUCCACUCCUGUGAAAAGCGUUUCGGAAGAGAAGUUUAAAAGCUUGCGAGAGAAAGUUGGACGUGAAUCACCUUACCUUUACCGCACAAAGCAACUUUCGGAUGUGACCAAAAAAGUGGAAUACGACGGAGAGAAUUCAGCUUCGAAAUUGAGCUCUCAAAGCGUACCGAUAACCAACAACACACCAGUAAAAGACACAGUCUCAGCAGAGCCCGUUCCAGCGGCUUUCGCCUUCGAAAAUAAAGCUUUGGGUCAGUAUUCGCGUCGAAUCGUGAACAAAGAGCUCGAAACUCGUCGCAUCAUAUCGAAUUUGGUCGCCCUUUUGUUGUGGAACUUGGCCAUCAAGUUUUUAACGCUUUUUCUACAUCAUACGAGCAACGGCAUCAAUAUUCAGCGGACUUUGACUAAAUGGGUUCAAGAACUUGUCAUUUAUCGUUUAUUUCCUCGAGUGAAUCUAGAAUACUCCACUUUUGCUCAUAUUGCCACGAUUGCCAAUCUUUCUCACAUAUUCCACUUGAUCGUCUUCUAUAACAUCACCGUUUCGCUUUGGCGGCUGGUUCUAAAGUCGCAGAACGUGAAAAUCGACGAUUUACAUUUGAGCGACCGUCAAAAACAACUGCUAGGGGUGUCAGACGUGCCUUCGACAAAAAAGCCACUGCCGAACCUCUCUCUAUCAAGUAACAUCGGUAUCAAAGAUCAGAAGGCCCAGCUGAAUAGGCCGAUGUCGCCAAACAAUAAUGCCACGCCUUUGUUCUUAUUCAAGUCGCUUCAAACUCCCCUUAAGUCUCGAGAACAAAGCUCGACAGUACCUACAAGCACUCGUAGUGCUUAUGUGAAGAAAGUUAACGCAUUUGGGGACCUGAAUGCUUCUUACCAAAGGAAACCAAGCUUGACGCCGGGCCAAAUAUCCUCGAACGCUUUCACCACCCCAAAAAGCCGGAAUGGUUACAUUCCCAGCAGUAAAUACGCAUAUAUGCGGGAUUCUCCAAGCCCGAGGAAAACGUUGUAG
Lachancea sp. 'fantastica' is the source of this 1041-nucleotide messenger RNA. The record is from the annotation of a GenBank genome assembly. NCBI's taxonomy places the organism in Eukaryota, Fungi, Ascomycota, Saccharomycetes, Saccharomycetales, Saccharomycetaceae.